GUUGGGUCGACAGUACAAACGUCGUGUGUGCAGUAUAAAAAGUUUCCUAAUAGUUUAUUUUUCAGUUUCGCAAACGGUCGCAGUUGCUAAACAUGGCGGUAGAAUCGAGAGUCACACAAGAAGAAAUAAAAAAAGAACCUGAGAAACAAGUGGACCGAGAAAAGACAUGUCCGCUUCUGCUGAGGGUAUUCACAACCAACAAUGGGCGGCAUCACAGGAUGGAUGAGUUUGCCAGGGGAAACGUUCCAGCAAGCGAGCUUCAGAUAUACACUUGGAUGGACGCUACUUUAAAAGAACUUACAAGUCUCGUAAAAGAAGUUCAUCCUGAAGCUCGGAAAAAAGGCACGCUCUUCAGCUUUGCCAUAGUCUACCCUGAACCUAAACGACAAGGCUACAGAGUGAAAGACAUUGGCAGCACGGUAUCAGGACGGAAGGGUAUAGAUGACUCAAUGACCCUACAGUCUCAACGUUUUCAAAUUGGGGACUAUUUGGAUAUCGCCAUCACUCACCCCAACAGAGCACUUCCAAUGCAGGGUCAUAUGAGACCAUAUUGACCUCGGGCCCUUUUUUCAUCUCCCUCUUCCUCCCCCACUUCAGUUCAUGUGCAGUGGAGUCAUGUUUUCCUACAUCCUUAUUGACUGACUUUUGUUUUAUCAAAUCUGUGCAAAGACAUUCGUGUCAAUCUUUUUACUGUCGACCUGUCAAGUUAAAAGCCAUGAGUAUGCCAGAUUUUUUUUUUUGUUGCCAUUUACAAGACUAAAGUGGGCGUUUGGGUGGCGCAGCGGUCUAUUCCUUUACCUACCAACACGGGAAUCGCCUGUUCGAAUCCCCGUGUUGCCUCCGUCUUGGUCGGACAUCCUUACAGACACAGUUGGCCGUGUCUGGGGGUGGGAAGUCCGGAUGUGGGUUGUGUCCUGGCUGCUGCACUAGCAGCUCCUCUGGUCGGUCAGGGCACCUGUUUGGUGGGAGGGGGAACUGGGGGGAAUAGCAUGAUCUUCCCACACGCUACGUCCCCCUGGUGAAACUCCUCACUGUCAGAUGAAAAGAAGCAGCUGACGGCUCCACAUGUAUCGGAGAUGUGGUGGUCUGUACCCCUCCCCGGAUCGGUAGAGGGGGUGGAGCGGUAACCGGGAUGGCUCGGAAGAGUGGGGUAAUUGGCUGGAUACAAUUGGGGAGAAAAAAAAGGGGGGUCUUCUUCCACUGGCAAUAUGUAUUUUGGAAUGACGUUUCAACUACACUCCAAAGAACUCAAAUGUAAGAGCAAAACCCAGGGCUAAACCGUGGCUUAGAAGAGGGGUUGUAUAAGUGGUGAAUUUGGUAUGAACAUUUAACAUUGUUACUAGUGGUGGGAGCAAAUCUUAAGUUAAAACACCUUCCAUUAAAGAGGAAGCAA
Messenger RNA from Lampris incognitus (smalleye Pacific opah), 1393 nucleotides. It is a transcript of the gene sap18, whose product is annotated as Sin3A-associated protein. Gene Ontology annotation, cellular component: nucleus. The transcript is spliced from 4 exons. The coding region runs from base 93 to 554 and encodes 153 amino acids. Gene Ontology annotation, biological process: negative regulation of DNA-templated transcription. Gene Ontology annotation, molecular function: transcription corepressor activity; transcription factor binding. The record is from RefSeq and is a predicted model, not a curated record. NCBI's taxonomy places the organism in Eukaryota, Metazoa, Chordata, Actinopteri, Lampriformes, Lampridae.